Messenger RNA from Tinamus guttatus (white-throated tinamou), 2409 nucleotides. The record is from RefSeq and is a predicted model, not a curated record. Lineage: Eukaryota; Metazoa; Chordata; Aves; Tinamiformes; Tinamidae.
GUGAUCGAGGAGCAGAAGCGGCGCCUGGCGGAGCUGAAGCAGAAGGCGGCGGCCGAGGCGCAGUCGCAGUGGGAAGCGCUGCACGGGCAGCCUCCCUUCCCCUCCUACCCUCCGCUCAUGCAUCACUCCAUCCUCCAUCACCUCCCGCUCGGCAGCGGGCCGCGGGCCGAGGAGCUGGACCACGCGUACGACACGCUCAGCCUGGAGAGCUCGGACAGCAUGGAGACCAGCAUCUCCACGGGCAACAACUCGGCCUGCUCGCCCGAUAACAUGUCCAGUUGUGUUAUCCCUCCCUUCCUACAUAGGGAAUCUCGACGGAAAACUCCUGUGGCCGUUUCCUUGAAAGAAAAUGAGCGUCUCUUCGGCGAUAGCGCGCUAGGAAUGUCAAUAAGGACCCCCAAGGUGGCGUUCAGAUACUUUCAGGAUCUGCUGGGCAAGCACGUGGAUAACCCGCAAGUGGCACUGUACCGAUCCCGAUUCCCAGAACAUGAACUGGUGAAGGAUGAGAGGAGACAGACGGUUGUUUUCAAGCUGUCCCAAACGAUGCAGUAUUCUCCAGAAGAGAUGCUGGGAAUGGUCUUGAACUAUUCACGUGGUCUGGCGGAAGAAUUUGCAGAGCAGCCCAUCAAGGACGCGGUGAUCACGGUUCCUGCCUACUUCAACCAGGCCGAGAGGAGGGCGGUUCUGCACGCUGCUCGCAUGGCCGACCUGAAGGUUCUGCAGCUCAUCAACGACAACACCGCCGUGGCGCUCAACUACGGGGUCUUCCGGAGGAAAGACAUCAAUGCCACCGCGCAGACCAUCAUGUUUUAUGACAUGGGAGCAGGAAGUACCACUUGUACUAUUGUCGCUUAUCAGACGGUGAAAACUAAGGACUCGGGAACCCAACCUCAAUUGCAGAUCCUUGGCAUUGGGUUUGAUCGUACUCUUGGAGGCCUGGAGAUGGAGCUUCGGCUCCGGGAUUAUUUGGCAAAACUCUUCAAUGAUCAGCAUCCUUCAAAGGAUGUCCGAAAGAACCCGCGGGCCAUGGCCAAGCUCCUGAAGGAGGCCAACCGUCUGAAGACCGUCCUGAGCGCCAACGUGGACCACAUGGCACAGAUUGAGGGACUACUGGAUGAUAUUGACUUCAAGGCCAAGGUCUCAAGACAAGAGUUUGAGGAUUUGUGCUCUGACUUGUUCCAGCGAGUCCCAGGACCUGUGCAGCAAGCCUUGAGCAGCGCCGAGAUGGACCUGGGUGGAAUUGACCAGGUGAUUCUAGUUGGCGGUGCCACACGGGUCCCCAAAGUGCAGGAGGUUUUGCUGAAAGCUGUGGGCAAAGAAGAGCUGGGCAAGAACAUCAAUGCGGAUGAGGCUGCUGCUAUGGGGGCAGUCUACCAGGCAGCUGCCUUAAGCAAAGCCUUUAAGGUGAAGCCUUUUGUUGUUCGGGAUGCGGCGCUCUUUCCUAUCCAGGUGGAGUUCACUCGGGAGGUCGAGGAGGAGGAUAAAUCCAAGAGCCUGAAGCACAACAAGAGGGUUUUGUUCCAGCGCAUGGCGCCCUACCCCCAGCGCAAAGUGAUCACCUUCAACCGCUACACGGACGACUUUGAGUUCUACGUCAACUACGGAGAUCUGUCCUUCCUGAGCCGGGAUGACGCGCGGAUCUUUGGGUCUCUGAAUCUGACUACUGUGCGGCUGAAGGGAGUUGGGGACAGUUUCAAGAAGCACUCGGAUUAUGAGUCCAAAGGCAUCAAAGCUCACUUCAACAUGGAUGAGAGUGGCGUACUGAGUCUUGACCGGGUGGAAUCUGUGUUUGAGACCUUGGUGGAAGACAAGCUGGAAGAGGAAUCAACACUGACAAAGCUUGGAAACACCAUCUCGAGCCUGUUUGGCGGGGGCGGCCCUACGCUGGAGACCGGCGAGAACCUGACAGACCCGGUGCAGGAAGAAGAAGAGAGCCUAGCAGAAAGUGCUAGAGAGGAGCCGGGGGAGAAACAGGAGCAGAAGAGCAGUGCGGAAGAUGCUGGUGCAGAGCAGGGAGAGGAGAAACAGCAGUCACCACCUCCAGGUCAAGACAAACCAGAAACUGCUCCUCCAAAGACAGAGUCGGAGAAAAAAGACGAAGGAGAGAAGUCAGAGCCUCAGGAUCCCAAAGAGAACAGAGAAACCGUGAAAGAGGAAGAACCCUCCAAAAGUUCUGGUGACAGCACAGCAACCAAAACAGAGGAAGAAAAGAAGAUCAAAGCACCCAAGAAGCAGAAGCUUGUGCAUGAGAUCACCAUGGAACUGGAUGUAAAUGAUGUGCUCGAUCCGUUGGAGGAUGAGCUCCAGAGCUCAGUGAAGAAACUCCAAGAUUUGACAAUCAGGGAUCUAGAGAAACAGGAAAGAGAAAAAUCGGCCAACAGCUUGGAGUCAUUCAUCUUUGAGACCCAG